Acaulospora colombiana is the source of this 819-nucleotide messenger RNA. The record is from the annotation of a GenBank genome assembly. NCBI's taxonomy places the organism in Eukaryota, Fungi, Glomeromycota, Glomeromycetes, Diversisporales, Acaulosporaceae.
AUGGAUAUCUGGAUUAUCGAGCGACUUUGUCUCAGUGGUCAGACCGCCGGCUACCAUAUGCGGGGCAAAGUGGCAGCCAUUCACCCCCGCAUCCCCGAAUUUCUCAAUUUGUUACUGGAGAUCCCAUCAAAAAAGGAGGCAGCUGCUCAGCAAGCCCACACAUUCCCUGCAAAUUUGGUGUUCCAAAUGUUCUCUCAAAUCCGCGUCGCUCUCUUUUUGGUGCUUGGUUUGUUCCUGAGCAUUGUCCAUGCCGCCCCCACUCCGUUGGCCGAGAGAGCUCUUUCGACCUUGUCGACCGCAGAUACCUUCUUUAACUGCGAACUGGAAUUGUGGACGUACGUAAUACUUGUCUAUCGGGUGGUUUCCUUUUUGACUUUGAUGCAGCUGCCUGCUCGAAAUUAUCUGGCUUCAAAACUGUCGAUAGUGGAGGAGAUGGAGGAGUUGUACAGUAUUGGUUUGUUGGCUACUAUCCUGCCAUGUCCUCCAUUGUCGUCGUCUACCAAGGAACCGAUCCCUUCAAACUCGUCCCUCUUUUGCAAGAUGCCAACUUUUUCCUCACCUCACCUCCCCAAUCCCUCUUCCCCGGUCUCCCUAGUGGUUGGCAACCCAGCAUGGGCCAGCUGGAUCAAUACCAAUAUCCCUGAUAAGAAGAGAAUCAAUAACAAGCCGGACCAUAACACGGUUCAUCUCAGGCCGCACGUUGAUAUCAUUCAUUACCUCCAUUCAAAUUUGGACCUCACCACCACCGAGAGAGGCAUCCACAACAUCUCUCAGCACAACACUCGACCGCUGCAUUCGACGCGAUCGAGUUUGGUAUAG